This is a messenger RNA of Vitrella brassicaformis, 1003 nucleotides long. The record is from the annotation of a GenBank genome assembly. NCBI's taxonomy places the organism in Eukaryota, Vitrellaceae.
CCGAAAUCCUUCUCUCUCCUCUCCUCCACGACGUCACAAAAAAUGCGCCCCACACGUCCCUCCUCAUAUAAAUCCCCGGCUGCCUAUUGCUGCCGCUGCUGCUGGCCCUCCAUCGAGCGACGCACCUGAGUGACAGACGACAACAGACACCAACAAUCCACUGAGCAACUGCUUGUGAAUUGCCUACCUCUUCAUUGAGCGUGGCAUUUUCUCGACGGAGGUCUUCGAUUUCGGCCUCCAAACGCCGCCGGUCCCCUGCCUCCUGUGGAAAAAAGACACAGACGUUCGCCGUGGGACGACUAGAACAAGGGUCGGCCCACCUUGAUCAGAGCAUUGUGAAGCGUGGCGAAGGUCUCCUCGUCCUCCGGAUUGAUUGCGUUCUUGAGGGUGUUCUUAAAGGCUGUCUGCACUGCGGGGGGCAGGGUGGAGAUGAGGGGAAGGAUGGCAGCCACGUCGUCAGGAUUUCGUCGAAUGAAGUCGGCCGUCAGCCUCGACAAGACACCAUCGGUACAAACCCCCGCCAGAUUGCCGAGCGCCGACGCCCAGAACAGCGCCAAUGGAAGGCGAUAGUGGCGAACCUCAGACAGUGGCAGGAGCAUGCCCUCAGCGACCGUAGAAUGAAUCGACCUGCACACAUGGACAGACAACACCACCAUGUGCAUGUUUGUCCAUUGUUUGCUCACUUGGCCAUGUGUGUCACGCCGUCCCACCGCCCCUCCUUGGCGCACAGCCGCAAGUAGUGCAAGGCGAGGGCGCGCAUGGGGAAGUGUCGCAGCGUCAUCGUCAUCUCAAUGUCCUUGAGCCGCGCCUCUCCCUCUCCUUGCUGGGCGAGCUUCUCAGCCGAGAUGUUGCGCACACACCCACUGAUCUCCCACCGUGACGGUCUCUGAAACAGCUGAAACUGGAAGGGGCCAGUUGAGGGGACGAAUUCAAACCGCAAAAUACUGAUCACAGGGGUCUGCAUGGGCCCGCCAGGGGUCUGCAUGGGCCCGCCCCCCAUCAU